Molecule: messenger RNA, 2964 nt
Organism: Anopheles aquasalis
Lineage: Eukaryota; Metazoa; Arthropoda; Insecta; Diptera; Culicidae
Product: paired box protein Pax-6-like
Biological process (GO): anatomical structure development; regulation of transcription by RNA polymerase II
Molecular function (GO): RNA polymerase II cis-regulatory region sequence-specific DNA binding; DNA-binding transcription factor activity, RNA polymerase II-specific
Source: RefSeq, a predicted model, not a curated record
GAUUGGCACGAUGGCAGCAUGGUGGCGUACUUCAUCGUUGAACCGCCCCCCCACGCUUAUCAACCAUCAACUGAUGCGCUUCUCUUUUUCUCCCUUCCUCCUCUAUUCCCUAUUCGUACCCUUCUGCAGCAUGGAAUACAAAAAUGAAGGUCACAGCGGUGUCAACCAGCUGGGCGGGAUCUUCGUGGGCGGAAGGCCCCUGCCCGACUCGACCCGCCAGCGCAUCGUGGAGCUUGCGCACGCCGGCGCACGGCCCUGCGACAUCUCGCGCAUCCUGCAGGUCUCCAAUGGUUGCGUCAGCAAAAUACUGGGCCGAUACUACGAGACGGGGAGCAUUCGGCCGCGCGCAAUCGGCGGUUCGAAGCCGCGCGUCGCCACCCCGGAGGUGGUGAGCAAGAUCUCCCAGUUCAAGAACAACUGCCCGAACAUCUUCGCCUGGGAGAUCCGCGAUAAGCUGCUGAACGAGCGUAUCUGCACGCCGGAGAACAUACCGAGCGUUUCGUCCAUCAACCGGGUACUGCGUAAUCUGACCGCCCAGAAGGAGUUCAGCAAAAAGCCACACUCGCAGCAGGACGGGCUGGGUGGUGAGGACGUGAGCAGUUACCAUCUGGCCGGUAACAGCGCUGGCAAGUCGCUGAACGAUUCCGCCUCGUUCAUGCAUUAUGGCGGUGGCAGCAAGUAUCCUGGCGCUACCGAUAGCUGCCGAUCGGCACAACAGCAACACCAGCAGCACCAGCAGCACCAGCACCAGCAGCACCAGCACCAACACCAGCAGCAGAUGCAGAGCACGGAGUCGGUGCUACGGCUCAACGAUACGUACCGAGCGGCAGCGGCUGCCGUGGCCGCGACAGCGACGACCACCGGGGCGGGCUCGGGCGAGUCCGACGUGAAGCCGCUGCCGGACGACCAUCACCAGAAGCAUCCGUUCAUGAAGCACUGCUUCACGAACCUCGAUACGGGCGGGCCGGCCGCCGGGAAGCCGCCCGGGCACGGCGGCUACGUCGACAGCGAUACGGAGCGGCUCAGCCUGAAGCGGAAGCUGCAGCGCAACCGCACCUCCUUCACCGUCGAUCAGAUUGAGUUUCUCGAGAAGGAGUUCGAGCGGACGCACUACCCGGACGUGUUUUCGCGCGAACGGCUGUCUUCCAAAACGAACCUGCCGGAGGCACGCAUACAGGUGUGGUUCUCGAAUCGGCGCGCCAAGUGGAGACGGGAGGAGAAGCAACGUUCGCAGGCCGUAUCGGAGGGCUCUUCGUCGGUGGCGGCAGCAGCGGCGUCGGCGGCAGCGGCCGCCGCGGCCGCCGCUGCAGCAGCCGCAGCCGCCGCUGCCGUCCAGAACGCUUCCAUCUCGUCCUGUUCGCUCAACCUCGGUGCACCGUCGCUCGUGUCGCACGUGUACGACUCGAACAUGUGCGUGGAAGACUCGAACAGCAACUACCUGAGCAAAUCGUACCCGCUGGAACCGUCGUUCCAGAGCCUGGAGGCCCUCAAGUCGCCACCGUCGUCGUCGGGGCCGGCAUCGGCGGCGGCGGCGGCGGCGGCGGCGCCCCCGGUUAACCAUCCCGUGCCCGUGCCCGUGCCGCAGCAGAUCUCGCCCGCGGCCAUGUCGUUCAAGCUGUCGUUCCCGGGCAGCCACGUGAACCACCCGGCAAACGCCGGUGGCCCGUCCGAGGUCGAUGGUGGGCACGGGGGAAACCCGGUGGUGGCCAACAGUGGGGUGAUUGGGGCUGGGCUGGAUGCGGCCACCUCGAACCUGAUGGGCAGCGUCGCGCUCAGCAAUGGCGCUACUAGCUUCUCACAAAUCGUACCUACCUCGGAUGACAAAUCGCUGUACAAUCACUUUGCCUACUCGGCAGCCGCCGCCGCCAACAUGCACCACAGCUACUCGGCCGCCGCGGCGGCCGCCGAUCCGUCCUACAACGGGAUGUACUUGAAGAACCAGCUGUACAACCUGCCGCCCAACGCCAGCUCGGUGCUCAGCUUCCAGUCCACGCUCGAGUGGAACAAAAGUUAAUGGCAGGGGGCCGGGUUCGAGCCGGCACUGCCACCUCCACUACCGACACCUUCCGCAUCAUCAUCAUCAUCAUCAUCAUCAUCAGCAUCUUCCACCAUACAGCACGGUGAUCGAUAUUAGGAGGGGGGCCCGGAAAGGGCGAGGUCGGCACACCCACCAGGGGGGGGGCACGAACACGAGCGCAGCUCUUAUCUCUUUUGACCUAGAUGACUUUAAACGGCGGAUCCAAUCAUUUGGCAGCAAAUGGCAGGGUAGCAAAUGUUACUCGAACACGGAUGGUGCACGGAUGGUAGCGGCGGGGAAGCAAAACGGAGCAAAAAGGGGCCACGGCACACGAGUGCGGGAUGGGUGCGUGCGCCGGGUGCCGGGGUUUUAGGUUGAGGAUGGAGGCAAAUGUGUUUCUUUCUUUCUGUUUUGUUGCGUAUUCACCGAUACCUGGUAACCGGUUAUCGUGUAUUGAUAUACCUGCAGAUGCCCUUAGUGUUAGAGUGCAAGUUAAACGCGAAUGUUACGAGGAUAACACAAGGAUAAUAUCAUUAAACCCAACAACACAAAAAAGAAGCAAAACGCUAGAACAAAAACAAAGCAACAAGAAUAAGUAUCCUUUUCAUAAACUGCGUGUAUUGUGAUGAACUAAAUAACGGCAAAAAGGUGGUUAGAGGGGGGGGAAAGGAUGGAAUAAGAAUGGUUGUUUUCAUGUUUGAGGUAUUUUUAUAAAACGAAAAACUGUAACCGAAUCUGAGAUCAGUAGCAGUAGCAGUAGGCAGGCAGCCUCUUUAAAUCGAUUUAGAGCAAAACAAACAAACAAAGAGAGAGAGGGAGAGAGAGAGAGAGAGAGAGAGGAGAGAGAAGAAAAAUGAAAAAAAAAACACAUAAACAUUGAUCGUUUUUACAAGCGCGAACGCAGAACGGCGCAAGGUGGCGCAGAACGUAAGAUAUAGCACGUUACG